Dinoponera quadriceps is the source of this 2070-nucleotide messenger RNA. Its product is annotated as protein doublesex-like. The record is from RefSeq and is a predicted model, not a curated record. Lineage: Eukaryota; Metazoa; Arthropoda; Insecta; Hymenoptera; Formicidae. The transcript is spliced from 3 exons. The coding region runs from base 87 to 1199 and encodes 370 amino acids.
AUCGAGACAUCGGUGAGGCAGGCAAAACAAAAAGGUCAGCCAGUGUGUGACGGAGGAAUCGGAUUAUCGUAAUAAGUGAAAACACCAUGAGAUUGUUGGAGUGUCUGGUGCCGGCGGUGGUGCUGCUGUUAAUUAGAGACUCCAGCGCGAGACCCGGUGACUUUCCGGGACCAGCAGGCAGCUUUGGAAUCGACCCGGUGCAAGGAUUCUUCCCGGGCGGCGGUCACCAUCACGAUUACGAUCACGAUUAUGAUUACUAUCACGAUCACCAUCACCAUCACCAUCACGAUCACGAUCACCAUCACGAUCACCAUCACGAUCACCAUCACGGUCACGCCCACGGAAUUCAUGGCAGCAUUACCUUCUUACCCGGUGGCGCAGGCUCAAACGCCAUCGCCAAAGCUAAAGCCAAAGCUAACGCCGGCGGGCAAGGAUCGAUGGGCGCGCACAAUACGUCCCCCGAGGACGAGUCUGUCCACGGCGGAACAACGGGAGACAACAUCAACAAUUUCGACGAGUACCCGCCGAUUGAGAUCGCAACCGGUGUUUUGGGCAAGGAGACCUCCACCAGCUCACCGGGACAAUAUCCGAGUUCUUACCCGGGCGGAUCCGCAGGAUCUGGUGCGAACGUUGGCGCUGGAGCCGGCGGGCAAGGAUCGGUGGGCGCGCACAAUCCGUCCCCCGAGGACGGGUCUGUCCACGGCGGAACACCGGGAGUCAACAUCCACAAUUUCGACGACGAGCUGAAUAUUCACAUCAUCAGUCUCAGUGACAAGCUCAAGAAGAUCCUCACCAGUUCCCCGGGACAAUAUCCAAGUUUUUACCCGGGCGGAUUCGUAGGAUCUAGUGUGAACCCUGACGCUGGAACCGGCGCUGUUGAAGGUGAACACGGUGGUCACGGCGGAUACGGCAGAGGCUCAAACGCCAACACACAAGCGUCCUCGUCGUCGAAUGCGAUCGCGUCCGGAGGUGGUGUCGACUUGAGGAAAGCCAUCUUGGAUUCCUUGGCUAACGCGUUCCGCGAUGACGGUUCCACCUCGGCGAACCGCCCCAGCAAGGCGCCCGCUUACACCCAGGAGUCGGGAUCACCAAGCGCAAACACGGACGUGCAUGCGUUGGCGAGAUUGGGAUCGAAGAGCUCGGUGUCGAGCGACGCGUCAGCCAACGUCGACACCAGGGACAUGUUGAUCUUCAUCUAAUCGAGACAAUCAUUGUUAUACCGAAGCGGAUCGUCGAGCUUCCUCAAGAGGAUCCUCCGUCCGGCCACCACGAACCGCACAUAAUACUCCGCUUUUCGUCUUUCGGUGUUCCGUAAGAGCGAGUACGGUCGUCGGUAUGAGUACGACUCGGAUGUCGAUCGUGUGACUUUUACCCUAGGGUGGAAAAGUGAAGAUUUAAAGAAUGUUUUCGAGAUGGAAACUUUACUCUUUUCACGAGUUCACGCCAGAGGAGGGACCUCCUGAGCGUCGGUCAUGAAUCUUCUUCUCUGGCGAACUCGUGAAAGGUGGACAUUUUCUAAUUUGGAAAAAUUGGGAAAUUUUCACUUUUUCCUGAGACGAGAACGUGAAAAGUGAACAUUCCAAAUGUGCACUUAUGUCGAGCCUGGCAUUUCAUGGUUUUUCGUGCUCGACCAAGAUUAGGAUACUUAAGAGGAACGCUUUUCAUUGGAUGUAAGCAGGAAAUAUAAAAUGUGCAGACGAAAUCUUCUUCGAAUGAAUUCUCUGAGUGGACCACUCUUAUGCUCAUCUGUUUUACGACGAUCGGUAUGAUUUUAAUAUACGUGAAUUUGUACAUUUUUUCUAAGCCGGUAACAUAGUGCAGUAUUUAGAACAGCACUUUUAAGACGCCUUAAUUUAAUACUUCUUUCUCUCUCCCUCUCUCUAUAUAUAUAUGUAAUGUGUAUUUAUAAGCGUAUUUUUAACUUAUACUAUUGCGUGUGCUUUCGAUGCGAAAUCGAAAGUGUGCAGAUCGCCUCUUGUGAACUCUGGAUCUGUGAUUCGCGCGGAACUCGUCAAUGUUAAUGUUAAUAUAUAAUAUAUAAUAAUAGUAAUAAAAAUAAUGUGCAAACUA